Messenger RNA from Monoraphidium neglectum, 1932 nucleotides. RefSeq lists its product as hypothetical. NCBI's taxonomy places the organism in Eukaryota, Viridiplantae, Chlorophyta, Chlorophyceae, Sphaeropleales, Selenastraceae. The coding region runs from base 1 to 1932 and encodes 643 amino acids. Gene Ontology annotation, biological process: carbohydrate metabolic process. The transcript has 10 exons. The record is from RefSeq and is a predicted model, not a curated record.
AUGCUCGGCGCUCUCGCCCUGUUCGCCCUUGCGAGCGCGGCGUCGGCGGGUCGUGUGCCACCGCCCACCCCAGAGGAUGCCCGCUUCACCUACUUCUACACCACCGACCUCGGGAAUGACAACCACGAGAUCAUGAAGCAGCGGCUCAGCGCGCACCCCGCGGAUGCCACCAAGUGCGCCGCGCUGUGCGCGGGUGCCAUCGGCGCGACGUGCAAGACCUGGUCGUUCUGCUGGAAGGCCGGCACCUGCUCCCUGAUGGCGGCGCUCCCCGACUCUAUCUCAAAGGACUCAAAGGGCAAGAGCACCUACAACCCCAAGUGCGUCAGCGGGAUCCUGAACGAGGACAAGAAGGAGGACGAGUCCGGCCCCGCCGGCUCAGAGGAUGCCGGCGACGACGCGAUCAGCCUGCAGUACUCAAACGAGUGCACCAUGCCCAUCGUGGCCGCGGUGCACUACAAGGACUUCGACGGAGAGUGGGUCACGGGCCCCUGGGUCGCCCUCGCGCCCGGCCAGACCAAGGAGGUCGCCAAGACCCGCAACACCGUCUUCUACUCGUAUGCCAAUGAGAAGGGCGAUCCCGAGUGCGUCAAGGGCUGCUGGGACGGCGAGGACACCUUUGAGAAGGUGGACGCCAGGAAAUUUGGGUUCCGGGAGCAGAACAUGCCGGAGGGCAUCGAGCUUGGCGAUGACUACACCCACGUUUUUGACUGCGGGUCUAAGAAGAAGAAGCUGCUGCUCCUAGCUCUGGCUGUUGCACUGCCAGCGGUUGCCGGCAGGUCUGCGCCGCUGCCGGCGCAACAUGCGCCGGAAGCAGCAGCAGCAGCUGCUGCGGCGGCGGCAGCGGCCGCGCUCCCGCCGCGGCAGCACGUGCUAGCCGACGGCCUGAGGGCCGUGCGCUACUGGCAGGAGCUGACCAACUACACGCACGCGUCGUGCGGCUGGGAGCACGGCACUCUCAUGACGGGGGUGCUGGCGCUGCAGGAGGUGCUGGCGCAGCGCAACGAGAGCGCCGCCGCAGCAGAGGGCCUCUGGGAAUGGGGCAGGAAGUUUGGGGACGACUUCUCAUGGAAGCUUUGCAGCCCCAACGGACGCGGCGGCGGCGAGCUCAACCCCGACAACCAGAUCUGCGCCGCCUCGUACGCCCAGACCUACCUGGCCGCCCCCCUCGGGAAGCGCGACCCGAUCUGGCUGGCCGACGCCGCGACGAGGUAUCGCUCCGAGGCAGCCUCGGACGACGUGCACUGGCAGUGGGUAGACACGCUCUUCAUGGCCAUGUCUGUCUGGGCGCGGAUGGGCGCGGCCACCGGCGACGAGGUAUACUUCGAGACCAUGCACCGCAACUUCCAGAGGGCGGUUACGGGUUUUGGCCUGUGGUCGGAGCGCGACUCGUUGUUUUACCGCGACCCGCCGGCCAAGCGGGCGCACGACCAGGAGGGCGUGUUCUGGUCCCGCGGCAACGGCUGGGCCGCGGGCGCGCUCGUCGCCGCGCUGCGCCACGCGGCCCCGCCGGGCGGGCCGCCCCCCGCGUCCCCCGCCCGCGCCCGCGCGGCGGAGGGCUACGCGUGGACGCUGCGGCGGCUCGCGGCGCGGCUGGUCAGCCUGCAGGGCGGCGGCGUCGGCGGCUGCUGGCCGGUGUCGCUGACUGAUCCUGGUUUUUUCAAAGUGCCAGAGACGACAGGCACGGCCAUGUUCGUGCACGCGCUCGCGUACGGCAUGAGGGCCGGCCUGCUCGACGCACGGACGCACCUGCCGGCGGUGCGGCGGGGUUGGGAGUGCCUCAGCCGCGUCGCGCUGCAGCCGUCGGGCCGCGUGGGGUGGUGCCAGUCGGGGGGCGACCGGCCGCACAGGAACAUCAAAGCAGAGAUCACGAGCGACUUUUGCGUCGGGAUGUUUGCGCUGGCGGCGGCGGAGGUCGCCCAGCUGGCGGGGUAG